Molecule: messenger RNA, 627 nt
Organism: Ixodes scapularis (black-legged tick)
Lineage: Eukaryota; Metazoa; Arthropoda; Arachnida; Ixodida; Ixodidae
Exons: 2
Coding region: 1-627 (208 amino acids)
Molecular function (GO): nucleic acid binding
Source: RefSeq, a predicted model, not a curated record
AUGGGUUUCGAGAAACAGAAAUGGAAUCGCAACUCCUUCCUGAUUGAGAGAGAGGACAUCGUCGAGUCGAGGCGGCGGUAUUUGAGGGAAAUCAGAAAGCACAGAGUCCAGAACCGCAAGAUCUACUUCCAGGAAGGGGGUGAAAGAGUGAUUGUCACCCACGCAGGUAGUGACACUGGCUUCGUGUCCGGCUGCCUGGACGUGUUCCGUGGGAAGAAGAAGGGGGACUACCACGAUGAAAUGGACUCGAACAGGUUUGAAGCAUGGUUUCUUCAUCUGCUGGACCACAUCAAGCCUAACAGCGUACUUGUUAUAGACAACGCGUUAUACCACAGCAGAAAGGCUGAAGCUGUUCCCACAACUGCAACAAAGAAGGGCGAGAUGCAGCAGUGGCUCUCUUCCAGGAACCUAGACUGGACUGCCACAAUGAAGAAAGAAGACCUUCUGAGCAUCGUGGCAACGGUUAAGGAUCGCUACACAAAGUACAAAGUUGACGUCAUGGCUACGGACGCCGGACACGGUGUUGAGGUUCCCACCGUACCAUUGCGAACUAAAUCCCAUAGAGUUGAUAUGGGCACGAGUCAAGCGGGAGGUCGCCUCCAAGAACAUCACAUUCAAGCACAAUGA